Mya arenaria is the source of this 4202-nucleotide messenger RNA. RefSeq lists its product as uncharacterized. The record is from RefSeq and is a predicted model, not a curated record. The transcript is spliced from 6 exons. The coding region runs from base 437 to 1603 and encodes 388 amino acids. NCBI's taxonomy places the organism in Eukaryota, Metazoa, Mollusca, Bivalvia, Myida, Myidae.
GCCAUUAGUUGAGUCAUGUAGUUUUUGUUACAGGCAUAUUGUAUAUUUUCGAGAUACAGUCUAGGAUAUCCUUAUGAUUUGUCCUUGCUGUUAGACCGCUCACUUUAAAAGUGCACAUGAUCCUAGUCAUAACAGUGAUGUAGAUUUUAUGAAGAAAAAAAUCAUCCACAUUGAACUAUAAAGAACAGAUGUGAGUAAGGCUUUAUACCAAAUGCAAUGACAGGACAUAUAACAGACAAAGUGUGGACAAUGGAUUGUGUAAUUUUUGUGUUGAUGCAAAUGUUUUGGCAAAUAAUUAGUAAAUCAACAGGCAGCCGUUGUUGAUUUGAUCAGGUGAAACGGUAGAUAUCAACAGUGGCUGGCCCAACUCAUGACUCCAAUUCGUAGGCCACCAACUCAACAACAAUAGAGAGAGUUGCCUUGGAUAAUAGGAGAGAUGACUGGACAAAACAAGAGUGGUGUUGGCGGCAUCACAACCGUACCAACAGCGCGAACAACCCUGGACACCACACCCCUACCAACAGUGCGAACAACCCUGGACAUCGUGCGAUCUAACUCCAGCAUGCCCGCGCUGUUCACCAACUCCACGGGCCCGACCUCGAGGCCAGGGGAUUACUUCAUGGAUGACGAGGAAGAAUUUGGAGAAGUACACGACUGGAGUUCUGUGCACACAUUCGUCAAUGUGAUGUUUAUUGUGAAUAUCGCAUCCGCUCUGACGCUCUGUUUCGUCGCGCUGGGAUUGUUCUUGACAUUAUUGGAUCGGAAGGUGCGUCAACAGCCGCCCAUGUGGUACAUCUACAGUAUCUCAGUGUUUCCCGUGCUUACAGGCCUACUGCUCCAUCCGCUCGUACAUUUUGGGAACGUGUACGGCCAUCGCGACCAGUGUCUUCUAGUCAUGUAUCUGGCCGAGUACGGAUUCUUUGCGCUUGGGACAAACCUGAUACUGACUAAUUUUGAGAUCUUCUUUACCAAAGUUCUGCCGUUACCGAAAUUUUUGACAUCUGAAUUUAACAGAUUUGUUAUUAUGACGCUCGCUGGGUGGCUAUAUUCGUCUAUUCUUGUUGCGCACGUUAUCGUAGCUAACAAUAAAGGCGAAGUCAUUUGUUUCCACAUCGAGGCGAACUGGGCCAGAACAAGUCGCUUAGUGUUCCGCGAAAUCAUACCAACGACUAUUACUGGCUUAUUCUCCAUUGCCACCAUAGCCACCUAUUGCCUAAAGAAGUCCCGUAUGAUGAUGCGACCUGACGUAAGCGGGAUGAAGGAGGUCCGGUUUGACGUCAGAAACGACGAGGGUGAAUGGAUUCGUUGUGUGUUGUUCCUCAACGCUGUGAUGCUGACGCGGGCUGUCACGAUGUCGAUCGUUGCAAACCCCAACAUGCCAGUUAGGCCAUUACACUACAAGAUACUGUUUAGUGUCCACGUGUUACACUCUCAGAGCAUCUAUUUUGUGCCGUAUUGCGCCUUGUUUAUCUCUGACGUUCGCACGUCACUUCUUACAUUGAUAAGAAGAGCUCUUAACUUUCUGAGCAAUGGAAAUUUGAGGUUUGGUGAAGAUCUGGAAAACCUCAGUGUCAGUUUUGGUAACAUUGCACAGAGCACGUAAACUUCGGUGUUUGUUUUGGUCCAAGAAAGUUGAUGAUAUUAUGCACCAAACCAACUAUAUAUUUCUGGCUGAGCGUACGAUUAUUGUAAAAACAGCUUACCAACGAGCGUUCGACAGAAACUGUACAAUUGUUUAUGGUGAUUUUGUCCGUUGAAAAUGAAAAACCUGACUUUGUGGGGCAACAUUCAUAUACAAAUAUUAAAAAUAAGGAAAUACUUUAUAGAAGUAGGAACUAUUGAAGUUCGUGUUUAUGUAAAAAAAAAUAAUAUAAAUUUAUAAUUAAAUCACAUUUUCUUUACAUUUAAUUACUCAUAUUUGUGUUUUUAACUUUGUAUGUGUAUAAGUGUUGCUCCAUUGUAUUUGUUAUAGCAGCCUUAUUAUAUGAAACGUUUCUUCUUAAAAUUGCAUGUAUAUACGUGAUUUUCACUGUAUAGUGUUGCUAGAUCUACAACUAUCAUCGAUGAACAUGCUCGUAUUCAUAUUCAUAAUGGAUAUUGUUUGUACAUAUUGAUGUCCCAAUUAAUCGGAACUACGUACAAUUUUGCUAUUUGUAUAAUCAAUAAGACGCCAAUGCGGCAAAGCAACCUAAAAUUUGCGCUCGUGACCUAGUUUUUAAACCAAGAAGACCCAUAUUUAUUCUUAUCAGAGAUAUUAUUGAUACAAAUAACCUGAUCAAAUUUCAUGAAGAUCAACCGAAACUAUUCAAUUUGUUUGAGGAAAAAUGAAGCAUUCAUAAAUACGUCAGCUUUUUCUAAAAGAUAAGUCACAGAGACCUAGUUUUUAACCCCAGAUGACACACCAAAGAAGCACGCUAUAAAAAUCCUGAAAAUUCAAUCAUUGACUGUGGUGCUGACGGGUCAAUGGUGUGUGAGUGCCAGUGUGAAAGCAUGUGUGCAUGUGAGUAUUUGUGUGUACAGUAUGUACGUAAACCGACCAAAUGUCAUGAAAAUUGGACAAAUAUUUUUGAAAUAUCCCCUAGUAUUUUUGUUUAAAUUAUGUUAUUCUUUAUUGUGACUACAAUAUCAUGCAGAAAAAAUGUAAAAGUUUCAUGAAAAGAACUCAUGACAUGGUGAAAAUAUUUCCUAAGAUUUGACCUAUCGACCUAAUUUUUCAUCUGAGGUGACCCAUAUUCACAAAUGUUCAAAACAAAAUAUAGACAAGUAUUCAUAACAAUUCGAUAACAUUUAUUGCUUUAUGACAUAUAAAAAUAAUUUCUAAGAUUUGACCUAGUGACCUAGUUUUUUACCUGAUGCGACCCAUAUUCACAAAUGGUUAAGACAACAUAUAGACUGACAACAUUUCAUAACAAUUAGAUAUAAAAAUAUGACAUGGGAAUUUUUUCUAAGAUUUGACCUUGUGACCUAGUUUUUCACCUGAGGUGACUCAUAUUCACAAAUGUUCAAAACAAAAUAUAGACACGUAUUCAUAAAAAAUGGAUAACAUUUAUUGCUUCAUGACAUGUAAAAAUAAUUCCUUAGAUUUGACCUAGUGACCUAGUUGUUUACCUGAUGCGACCCAUAUUCACAAAUGGUUAAGACAACAUAUAGACUGACAACAUUUCAUAACAAUUGGAUAUAGAAAUAUGAAAUGGGGAUUUUUUUCUAAGAUUUUACCUAGAGACCUAGUUUUUCACCUGAGGUGACUCAUAUUCAUAAAUGUUCAAAACAAAAUAUAGACAAGUAUUCAUAAAAAUUGGAUAACAAUUAUUGCUUCAUGACAUGUGAAAAUUAUUUCUAAGGUUUGACCUAGUGACCUAGUUUUUCACCUGAUGCGACCCAUAUUCACAAAUGUUCAAAACAAAAUAUAGACAAGUAUUCAUAAAAAUUGGAUAACAUUUAUUGCUUCAUUACAUGUGAAAAUUAUUUCUAAGGUUUGACCUAGUUUUUCACCUGAUGCGACCCAUAUUCACAAAUGGUUAAGACAACAUAUCGACUGACAACAUUUCAUUACAAUUGGAUAUAGAAAUAUGAAAUGGGGAUUUUUUUCUAAGAUUUUACCUAGAGACCUAGUUUUUCACCUGAGGUGACUCAUAUUCACAAAUGUUCAAAACAAAAUAUAGACAAGUAUUCAUAAAAUUUGGAUAACAUUUAUUACUUCAUGACAUGUGAAAAUUAUUUCUAAGGUUUGACCUAGUGACCUAGUUUUUCACCUGAUGCGACCCAUAUUCACAAAUGUUCAAAACAAAAUAUAGACAAGUAUUCAUAAAAAUUGGAUAACAUUUAUUGCUUCAUUACAUGUGAAAAUUAUUUCUAAGGUUUGACCUAGUGACCUAGUUUUUUACCUGAGGCGACCCAUAUUCACAAAUGUUUAAGACAACAUAUAGACUAACAAUCUUUCAUAACAAAUCGAUAUAAAAGUAUGACAUGGGGAUUUUAUCUAAGAUUUGACCUUGUGACCUAGUUUUUUCACCUAAGGUGACCCAUAUUCACAAAUGUUCAAUACGACAUGUCCUGAAGUAUUCUAACAAAGUUUCAUAACAAUUGGAUAACACCUCUUUAUUUUAUGGCAUGGGGAAUAUUUGACUAAAGAGUUGACUAAGUGGUGUUGUUUUUGACCUGAGGUAACCCCUAUUCACAAAAAAUAUCCAAGACAACAUGAA